AAAAUAUUGGCGCCACCUGCGUAGCUGUUGUCUGUGCUGAAAGUGUGUAGUUGCCGUAACGUUAGCUGUUCUGGUUUAUUGUCAUUUUAACAGGUGUCUCAGAGAGUGAUGGGUUUGCUGGAGCAGUGUGAGGAUCUCUUCAAGACCUCUGAUCUAUAUAAAGUUCUGGGUGUCUGUAAGGAGGCAUCAGAUGCAGAGAUCAGACGCGGAUAUUAUAAAGUUUCUCUGCUGGUUCAUCCUGACAGAGCUCCUGAUGAUGAGUUAGCUACCACCAAGUUUCAGGUGCUGGGAAAGGUCUAUGCGGUGUUGGCUGACAGAGACCAAAGAGCGGUCUAUGAUGAACAGGGAAUUGUGGAUGAAGAGUCGGACUCGCUCAAACAAGAUCGCAGUUGGGAGGAACAUUGGAGAAGAUUGUUUCCCAAGAUUACACAGCAAGACAUCUUGGAUUUUGAGAAACAGUAUAAAGGCUCCGAUGAGGAGGUGGAAGACUUGAAGCGAUUGUACCUACAGCAUGAAGGCGACAUGGAUCUGAUCAUGGAGUCUGCCUUGUGCUGUUCCCAUGAAGAUGAACCUCGAGUACACAACAUAUUACAGAAGGCCAUUGAUGCUGAAGAGGUGCCAGCCUACAAAGCCUUCACACAGGAGAGUGUCAAGAAGAAAAACUACCGCAAAAGAAAGGCGGACAAAGAAUGUAAGGAGGCAGAGGAAAUGCAGAAGGAGAUGGGCUUGAACAGCGAGGACAGUUUAGUUGCUAUGAUAAAGCAAAGACAGAAGUCUAAAGAAAAUGGAUUUAACUCCCUCAUCUCAGAUCUGGAGGCAAAAUACUGCAAGAAGCCAGCGGGAGGAAGGAAGGGGAAGAAAAAGUGAACAAUGUUUUAGGAGAACCAAGACGACUAUUUUCACCAAACGAUAAAGAGACUUCAUUUUGUGAGUUUUUCCAGAACUGUAAAUAUUAAUAAGAGCGCACUUUUUUGUAAAAAUAGUGAUAAUUUCCUAGCUGUAAAACACCAUUUGAUGAUCCACAAGACUAAUAACAGGUAACAGAAAACAGUUGUGUGAAUUUUGCCGUGUCUGUUUUUGUUCAGACUUCAGGAUGAGUACUUUUUUGUGUUGCUGCAACUUUUCCAUAGGAGAGACUGCAUUAUAUGUUUUCAUGUUUCAGCAUUUCUUGAAAUGUAUUAUUUUUAACAGCAUUUCAUUUAAAUUUAAUAAACUGUAUAGAUCUGUA
Molecule: messenger RNA, 1228 nt
Organism: Triplophysa dalaica
Lineage: Eukaryota; Metazoa; Chordata; Actinopteri; Cypriniformes; Nemacheilidae
Gene: dnajc9
Product: DnaJ (Hsp40) homolog, subfamily C, member 9
Exons: 6
Coding region: 109-867 (252 amino acids)
Cellular component (GO): nucleus; cytoplasm
Molecular function (GO): heat shock protein binding
Source: RefSeq, a predicted model, not a curated record